CCGACGGGAGUUGUAGUUCCGCGCUCUUGGGGCGAGAGCGGACUUCCGCGUUACGCUGCCCAGACGAUCCGAGCAGAGCGAGAACUCUUGAGGGGGGCGCCGGGAGUCGUAGUCCAGCACGCGGGGGCCGCCGGGAGCUGUAGUCCGUCCCGUCUGCCCAGUCAGAGUGGUGCUGCCAGGCCCGCACUCGGAACUCAGAGCCGCCGGCCAGGGGGAUGCGGAAGCCCCUUGUUCGGGGGAGCAGAGAGGCAGGCGGGGAGCCGAGGACGGCAUGUCCCAGGCCCCAGGAGCACAGCCGAGCCCACCCUCCGUGUACCACGAACGGCAGCGCCUGGAGUUGUGUGCCGUCCACGCCCUCAACAACGUUCUGCAGCAGCAGCUCUUUACCCAGGAGGCUGCCGACGAGAUCUGCAAGAGGUUGGCCCCAGACUCCCGGCUGAACCCCCAUCGCAGCCUCCUGGGCACCGGCAACUAUGAUGUCAACGUGAUCAUGGCAGCCCUGCAGGGGCUGGGCCUGGCCGCCGUGUGGUGGGACAGAAGGAGGCCCCUGUCACAGCUGGCCCUGCCCCAGGUGCUGGGGCUGAUCCUGAACCUGCCAUCGCCCGUGUCGCUGGGCCUGCUGUCCCUGCCACUGCGCCGGCGGCACUGGGUGGCCCUGCGCCAGGUGGACGGCGUCUACUACAACCUGGACUCCAAGCUGCGGGCCCCCAAGGCCCUGGGGGACGAGGACGGCGUCAGGGCCUUCCUGGCAGCCGCACUGGCUCAGGGCCUGUGUGAGGUGCUGCUGGUGGUGACCAAGGAGGUGGAGGAGAAGGGGAGCUGGCUGCGGACAGACUGACCCCGCGGAGGAGGGAAGCACGGACAGCCUCCCGCCUGGCACGGUCCCUGUGCGUCCACGUCCGGCUCCCAAGGGAGUGCCGGGGAAGGGCCGGUCCGCACCUCACGGAGCCCGCGGAGGCCCCAGCCCCUUCCCCACACCCCUGCCCCCCAGCGCCGCUGCUGCCUCAAUAAACGUGCUGACUUGCUCCUGGCCU
Ceratotherium simum simum (southern white rhinoceros) is the source of this 1034-nucleotide messenger RNA. It is a transcript of the gene JOSD2, whose product is annotated as Josephin domain containing 2. The record is from RefSeq and is a predicted model, not a curated record. Gene Ontology annotation, biological process: protein deubiquitination. Gene Ontology annotation, molecular function: cysteine-type deubiquitinase activity. Lineage: Eukaryota; Metazoa; Chordata; Mammalia; Perissodactyla; Rhinocerotidae.